Messenger RNA from Gambusia affinis (western mosquitofish), 2122 nucleotides. RefSeq names its product cilia and flagella associated protein 157 (gene cfap157). The record is from RefSeq and is a predicted model, not a curated record. Bases 47 to 1573 code for a protein of 508 amino acids. The transcript is spliced from 9 exons. Gene Ontology annotation, cellular component: cilium; ciliary basal body. NCBI's taxonomy places the organism in Eukaryota, Metazoa, Chordata, Actinopteri, Cyprinodontiformes, Poeciliidae. Gene Ontology annotation, molecular function: microtubule binding.
UUGCUCAACAGGAUUGGAAGGUUUUAGCUAAUAUUUAACCGACACAAUGCCCAGAAAGAAGGAGAGAAAAAGCGGCGAAAACAAGGAAAAACUCAACUCCGCAAGUGUCACAACUAAAGCUGGUUUCGACGAAAAAGAAAAGAGAUUAUAUCUGAUUCAAAUCAGAUAUUUGAACGAGGAGCUAGAAAGGUUUCAAAUUAAAUGUGAUGAACUUCAGAAGCAGAACAACAUCCUAAUCUCCCAGUGUGUGGACAAGAAGGACAUCACAGCGUACGUGAAGCACUCCCUUUCAGAGAAGGAGGGGGAGCUGGCCGAGCUGCGGGAGCGGCUGGACGGAGAGCGUCACACCUCCGUCCAGGAAAAGCGUUCCCUGCAGCUGGAGCAGGGCCAGCUCAGGCAGGAGCUGCAGGCCCAAAUCGAUAAGCUGGAGGAAAAAAACGCGGCGCUCGCGGGGAAACUUUGUGAUCUGGAAGAAUUUCAGAGGCAGAAGGACGUGUUGAUGACCAACAUGGAGAAUCUGGAGAAGGAGCUCGAACGUCAGAAAGAAGAACACAAAGAUGAGAUCCGCAACCUGGAAAUGAAGGCGCAGCUGGAGAAGAGGAGGUUAGAAGAGGAGUUGGAGGGAGAAGUGGCGGCCAUGUCUGCGCAGGUCCAGCAUCUGGUGGAGCAGAAGCUCCCUGAGGCGACCCGGUCCGUUCUGCAGGAGAACUCGGAGCUGCAGAGCCUCCUGGGCCAGCUGUCGGUGGUGAGCCGCUCCCUGCAACGGGAAAACGCGGCGCUGAGGGAGAGGAAGAAGCAGCUCAGCAUCGACACGGACAUCCUGGAGGAAACGCUGCGGCGCGCGGCGCGGGCCAGCUGCCUGCGUCAGAAGGACGUACAGCAGCUCACAGGAGAGCUGCAGCGGCUGCAGCAGGACGACAGGGAGAAGCGGCAGCAGCUGGAGCGGAUUCAGGCGGAGCAGGCUGGAGUCCUGGCUGACAUGGAGGCACUCAGACUGGACCGGGCCGCUCUGUCUGCAGAGUGGAGCCGGCGCCGAUCGGAGAGGAAUCAGCUUCAGGUGAAGCUGGCAGAGGAGAGGAAGAGGAGGAGCAGGAUGAAGAGCAUCCUGCAGGAGGCGGCCAACACUCUCCGACAGGCCCUGAAGGAGGCUCCAGCAGAGCAGCAGGAGGUGGACGGCGCCCCCCAGUGGAGGCGGCUGCUGCAGAACCUGCAGGAGGUUCUGGACAGACAAACUGGAAGCUGUUCCUCUGCAGAGAGGCUGAGCGGGUCGCCACGAGCAGAAAGUCGGAGUUUCCAGUCCCAGCCGUCCCGUCACAGAACCCACGAUUCCUGCCUGGUUUCCCGACCCGGACCGAAACCCAGAGGCGCCCUCUGCAGGUCGGGAGCUGCAUCGUGCAGCAGCCUCCUUCCUUUGCACAGGAGGCCCACCAUUCAGAAGAGCUCCAGCUCUGUGAACUUUUCUCAUUCAUCUGUGGGAUUUCCGACGUCCAAACCGUCCAACAGCCAAAACUUUCUUCAAAUAAAUCCGAAAAACACAAGAAAAGAUUUAAUCAUAACAGAAAAAUAUAUUUAAACAGAGAUCGCUCCCUCUGUUGAGAUUCAGACCUACAUCUGUAGGAUUUAUUUAGUGAAAAUAUUUCUGUACAAAGUGAUUUUCUUAAACGUGUUUUAGAGGGCUGCUCUUCUCCAAAACGUCUUAAAUUCACCCAUUGAGAGCAUUUAAUCAUAAUUUGGUUUCAUAAUAAUUUCUUUGAAUUUUUGUUUAUGCUGGAAUGAUUUAUAACAUCUGAUACCAAAAGUAAAUUAAUUUAAUGUUUUUAGCUGAAUCAUGUAGGGAAACUAAUGAAAUGUUAUGGAUAUUACAUAGUAUGCAACAUUAAUAAGAUUAUUGAUAUAUAUCAAUUCACUGAUCAUCAAUAGAUAAAAGUUUUAUCUAUCGAUCACAUUUUAAUGGCAAUUUAUAUUGCUAUUGAUUUAUUAUCCAGCACCAAGAUUAGCCUUUAAAAUAAGUAAACUUCAUACAUCAAACUAAUUACCUGAACAUAUUUUCAAACAGAUUUUAGUUCCAGUUUUUAGAUGAAAAGUUUAUCUUGUAAAUCAUUUGUAAUAAAGAACUUUAAAA